ACCAUUUCCUUAGGAAAAAAAAAGGAGGUGAGGUGAGAAGAAGAUCUCAUCUGACCAAAAACCCACAAACAAAACAAAGACAGACAAAAGAGAGAGAGAGAGAGAGAGAGAGAGAGAGUGUGAGGAAGGUUGUGUCUGAAGCUAAUAGGAGUAUUUUACUUAUUGUUUGGUGGGUUUUUGCGGGACUAGACAACCCACCAGUUGUUGCGGCUCUUUGAAGAGAGAGAAAGAAAGAGAGAAAAGAAAAAGACUUUAGAGAGUGAGAGAGAGAGAGAGAGAGACAGAAAGAGAAAGAGAGAAAUAUUAGAGAGAGUAAGAUGGUGACUAAUAUGGAGAUGGGAUCUCAAACUCACCAGCAAAAUCACAACUUCCACCACUACUACUAACUCCAACCAUUUCCCCAUUCAUUUUUUUUUUCAGCAUCUCUUGUAGUAGUAAGAUAAAUGUGAUGUGUUGGACCACUUAUGUUCUAGCUUGAUUGGAAGAUUCUGAUAGAUUCAAGAAUAGUAUACUUAGUAGGACUUCAAAUAUUGUUUCAGCAUACUGGUAGUCGUGUUUGUUGCAGGACUUCUUUUUGGUUCUUUUAAAACAGUUUGAUGGGUUCCAGAUUCCCAUCUCAUCAACUCAGCAAUGGCCUCUAUGUCUCAGGCCGGCCUGAGCAGCCAAAAGAAAGGACUCCAACAAUGAGUUCAACUGCCAUGCCCUAUACUGGUGGUGAUAUCAAGAAGUCUGGAGAACUAGGGAAAAUGUUUGAUAUCCCAAUGGAUGGCUCUAAAUCUAGGAAGUCUGGGCAGUUAACCAGUGCUCCUUCAAGGACUGGAUCUUUUGGAGGUGCUGCGACGCAUUCAGGACCCAUCACGGCAAAUUCAGCAGCUCGGGCUGGGUAUACAACAUCAGGUCCUGUAUCUUCAGGCAUGGUUGGUUCAGUUUCAAUGAAGAAAUCAAAUUCUGGGCCACUGAAUAAGCAUGGUGAACCUAUGAAGAAGUCAUCUGGUCCCCAAUCUGGUGGAGUGACACGCCAAAACUCUGGCCCUAUCCCAGUUCUUCCUACAACAGGUCUUAUUACUUCUGGGCCUAUUUCUUCUGGCCCACUAAAUUCAUCCGGGGCCCCAAGAAAGGUCUCUGGGCCUCUAGAUUCCAUGGGGUCAAUCAAAACACACGGUUCCUCUGUUGCUCACAACCCAGCUGUGACUACUCUGACCCAAGAUGAUGAAUAUUCCUUCAGAAGGAACUUCCCAAAGCCAAUAUUCUGGUCUGUGAUUCUGAUAUUUGUGAUGGGAUUUAUUGCUGGGGGUUUUAUUCUUGGAGCGGUCCACAAUCCCAUUCUGCUCAUUGUUGUGAUAAUUCUUUUCGGUUCAGUGGCUGCAUUAUUCAUUUGGAACUCAUGUUGGGGGAGAAGAGCUAUCACAGGUUUCAUUUCUCGUUAUCCUGAUGCUGAACUGAGAACUGCAAAAAAUGGGCAAUAUGUGAAGGUUUCUGGGGUUGUUACCUGUGGUAAUGUACCGCUUGAGUCAUCCUUCCGGAGAGUUCCUAGAUGCGUCUAUACAUCGACCAGUUUAUAUGAGUAUCGAGGAUGGGAUUCUAAGCCAGCCAAUUCUACACACCGUCGUUUUACAUGGGGACUUCGAUCAUCUGAGAGGCAUGUGGUCGACUUCUACAUCUCUGAUUUCCAGUCUGGGUUAAGAGCAUUGGUUAAGACAGGCUAUGGUGCAAGGGUGACUCCUUAUGUUGAUGACUCUGUUCUUAUUGAUGUUAACCCAGAAAACAAAGACAUGUCUCCUGAGUUUCUCCGCUGGUUGGCAGAGAGGAACCUUUCAAGUGAUGAUCGUGUAAUGCAAUUAAAAGAAGGGUACAUCAAAGAAGGUAGCACGGUUAGCGUGAUGGGUGUUGUUCAGAGAAAUGACAAUGUGCUUAUGAUUGUCCCUCCACCUGAUCCACUAACAACUGGAUGUCAAUGGGCACAAUGUAUCUUUCCAGCUAGCCUUGAGGGUAUUGUUUUGAGAUGUGAAGAUACAUCAAAAAUUGAUGUCAUACCUGUUUAGGACAUCACUCAUUCAGUCAUUUGUGAAAUAUCUUGUUCGUAAUAUCAGAAAUUGGUGAUGGUGGUGGUGUUUGUAGUAAAAAAGUGGUGGUAAGUAUGUUGAUUAAGAUGAUGUGAUUUUUAUCUUUUUCUUUUUUGUUUCCUUUAUUUUUUUCCCCACCUUUAGCUUGGUGUAUAGUUUUAAGGAGUUUUCAUUCCGUUAUUUUUCCUAGGGUUUGGAAGCUUUUGUAAUGGGCGUGUUGAUGUAAUGAGAAAAUUUACAGGUUUGAGCAGACUGCAGUUAUGUUGAAAAGGAAAGAAAAUGUUUGAUUCAUGAGUUGAUUUUUCA
Messenger RNA from Quercus lobata, 2369 nucleotides. RefSeq lists its product as uncharacterized. NCBI's taxonomy places the organism in Eukaryota, Viridiplantae, Streptophyta, Magnoliopsida, Fagales, Fagaceae. The record is from RefSeq and is a predicted model, not a curated record. Bases 597 to 2042 code for a protein of 481 amino acids. The transcript has 6 exons.